Molecule: messenger RNA, 1167 nt
Organism: Magnusiomyces paraingens
Lineage: Eukaryota; Fungi; Ascomycota; Dipodascomycetes; Dipodascales; Dipodascaceae
Exons: 1
Coding region: 1-1167 (388 amino acids)
Source: RefSeq, a predicted model, not a curated record
AUGUCAGAACCACAACAGCCUCCAAAGACUGCCCCUGCAAUUGCAGAGCUCACAAUUCCAAAUGAUUGUUCUAUUCCAUCUCACACUGAAUAUAUCAUCGGUGGUCUCCCUGUUCACGUCUACGGUGUCGCAGAGGCCCUCGAGGCUGCUGCAGUUCCUGCAUCCCCCUCAGAGCUUGUAAUCCUUCAUCUUGUCCACCCACGCACCCGCUCUUACGAGUACACACAGCGUAUGGCAACAUUGUUACUGGCUGAAUAUGCUCGUUCAGCUUCUUCAAACCGACUCCUGCCACCUUGUGUUGCUGCUACUUUCGACCUCCGCAACCAUGGCCACAGAAUUGUCUCAACAAACAACUCCGACUGGCGAAGAGGUAACCGUGCUCACGGCCAGGACAUGGCAACAGGAAUUCUCGGAUCUGUCCAGGACGUGGAAUUAGUUAUUAGAUUUCUUCCAGCAUACCUUCCUCAAGCCCUCACAACACAGAAGGCAAACACCUCUCUUUCCGCUCCUAUUUGGAAUAUUGUGUCCGGGGUCUCCCAGGGUGGUCAUGUCACGUGGAAAGUAGCGGCUCAUGCGGCUGCUACUCCAGACCCCGGGGCCUACUCUAUUCUCGCUGCUGUACCCAUCAUUGGAGCCCCAGAUCUUACUACCCUUCUAGUCCACCGUCUGCUUGUCCAGGUCUGUGGACUUGAUCGUGAUACCGCACGGUAUUUACUUGAAAAUGAAGUCUUUGCCCAAUUAAAUGUCCCCUAUGCUUCCUUUUUGUCUUGGGAAUCUCUUGCAGCUGCAAUCGAGACUGCCCCUUUGUUUGCUCAAUUCUUAAAAGAUUUCCCCACAGGCACACUUCUAUCUUCAACUUUCCCAGAAUACUGGCCCCGCAUGCUUCACCAACAGUUAUCUUCAGAAGACCGUGCUACCCUUCAAAAAGCUCCAGAACAUGUCAAAAACGUCUUCAUUGUCAAUUCUCAGGCAGAUCCUUUAGUCCCAUCUUGGGUCUCCUAUGCUUAUGCUAAAAAACAUACCCUCACAGGCCGUCCACCAGCUGAAUCUCCGGCAGACAGAACCCUCUAUGAAAAGGAGGGUCUUGGCCACAUAUUUACAAACGAUAUGGCUGAUAUUGUGGCAAAGUAUAUAAUCAAUGUAGUUAACGAUCGUCACAAGUCUUAA